Molecule: messenger RNA, 808 nt
Organism: Cydia strobilella
Lineage: Eukaryota; Metazoa; Arthropoda; Insecta; Lepidoptera; Tortricidae
Exons: 3
Coding region: 315-785 (156 amino acids)
Source: RefSeq, a predicted model, not a curated record
UCACGCGGGCUAAUCAAAACUCCAGAUACGAUUUAUUUCGGUAUCUGCUGCGUGUAAUCCCUAAACUACAGUAGUCUUCCGCUGUCACUGCUAACCGCAACUGAAUUACGUGUAUCUUUAUACUAUUUUUAUAAAGUACACAGUCCUAAAAACACUCGAAAGAUUGUCCGAGUAAAUUAUGGUGCUAGUGAUAACAAAACUCGAACAAAGAUAAAAUAGUGCAGCAUAGAUAGAGAUAGUGUAAAACAAAAUGCCUUGGCGAUAGGAGGAAUGUUAGUCAGUUAGCAACGAAAAACUUUAUAUCGUGGACAAAAAUGUUAGUGUUUAUAGUUGUUAGUGUGGCUGUAUUGUUACCGUAUGUGACGGCAGAAAGCUGCUUCCAACAACGCUGUCUCGGCUGCCAUCCAGACGACGCUGCGUUUCCUGGCUCACCCAUACAAUGCCACCCCAGCACCUCGGUCACGGCCGAGUGGAUACACAAUCUAGGGCACCCACCACCGUCCACGGAUUCCAAGGUGCCUAUAGAGUACCACUGCCUGAAGAUGGUAGCGACUCCAGAUGACAAAUCAUUUGGCAACACCGUGGACGUUAUACGCGGAUGCAUCCCCAGAGUCCAAGUGGACUCCGUCUGUCUCGCUCUAAAGGCUGUGGAGCGAGCGAGAGGCCACAGCGACGCGCGCUGUUUCACAUGCAACAGAAAUAAUUGUAAUUCGGCAACUAGCAUACAAAUUUUUAGCCUUCGUAUAGUAUUUGCCAUUUAUUUAAUUUACAUUUUAUUAGGGUAAUUUUAAUUAGUAGCAAAUAAUUU